Messenger RNA from Vavraia culicis subsp. floridensis, 977 nucleotides. RefSeq lists its product as uncharacterized. Bases 1 to 555 code for a protein of 184 amino acids. Gene Ontology annotation, cellular component: NatA complex. Gene Ontology annotation, molecular function: protein-N-terminal amino-acid acetyltransferase activity. The record is from RefSeq and is a predicted model, not a curated record. The transcript has a single exon. Lineage: Eukaryota; Fungi; Microsporidia; Pleistophoridae. Gene Ontology annotation, biological process: N-terminal protein amino acid acetylation.
AUGUCAUCUAACAAAUCAUCAUUGCGCAUCUAUGACGCACGUUUUGGUAGAUCAAUCACCUUGACACAUCAUUUAUCUUACGAACACCCCUUUAAUCCAUACAUCCUCUCAAUGAAAAUAAGACCGCUGAAGGGCCACGACAUUCCGAACGUUCAGCAGCUUAACCACCUUACACUCCCAGAAAAUUACACUCUUGAGUUUCUUUCUAUCCAUUACCUCCUCAAUCCAUCCACGAAUUACGUGGCAGUACUUGGAAACAUGCUUGUUGGAUACCUGCUGGCGGACAAAAACGGAACAGUCAUAAGCUUGAGUGUUGAAAAGGCGUAUCGCAACAUGAACGUGGCGACAAAUCUCAUGCACGUGUUCAUUAAUAGAAAUGGCAAUGACAAGGUAUGUCUCUGUGUGCGUGUCAGUAAUUAUCGUGCUGUUAAAUUCUACGUAGGUAGGUUUAAUGGUGUUAUCAGGUAUGUGGUGAAAAAUUACUAUGAGAAUGGAGAUGAUGCGUAUUUUGUUGAGAUUGAAAGGAAGUGUGGCGGUAGGGAGAAUGCAGAGUAGCGCACAGAGUUAUUUCUACAGAAUUGGCUCAAUCAUAGAGUAUGAAGAAUUGAUGGGGAAAGGCGUGAGGCGAUUUGUUGACAUUUUCCUAUGAACAGAAACAUGGCUAGUCCCUAUGGAUCGUAAAGGUGGUUUCUUUAUGUGUUUUUGUAUGAAGUGGUAGGUAAACGUGUUUUUAAGGAAAAAAUGGUGACAUGUCGAAGAGAGGAAAGUGAAUGAUAGUGACGAUAUAUCGAUAAUUAUUACGAAUUUGUAUGGUAUGAGGACUUUAUAUGGCUUAUAUCCCAAAAAAUGCAAUAUUGGUAACAAAAAUUUUGUAUUUUGUGAGCGAAAAGCUGGAGUAUGCAAAGUUAAGUAUAAAUAAAUGAUUUACUGGUCCGAAUAGUACUAUUUCCUUAUAAAAAACAAAUAAAUAGCCGUAA